AUGUCGAAUCUUCGAAGUGAUCUAGACCCCUCUUUGGAUCAGCCCUAUGUGCAAAAAAUGCAAUACAUGUCCCUCAGUGACACAAACGGUGAUUCGAGAUAUGGUCGCAUCAUGGGCAAAGCAGAGCCGGCGGUGCCCCCUUAUCAUCAGAAACAGAAAUCCAUUGGAGCUAUCGAGAGUUUCGCCGCAGAGGGUCCCACCCCAACUAAAAACGACUACACUUUAUACGAACGAAACAACAUUAUCGCUAGUUCAAAAUUUGCAACCCCAAAGCAAGUGGAAACUUUAGUCAGCCACAAGCAAGUAGAAGAAAAUGAUGUUUACGUCCAAUGCGCUAAACCGCAAGUUCCCCCGAAUUCAAGCCCCACGCAUUCACUGAGUGGUUCAUCGCAACAUUCCGGGAGCCCUAGAACAAGCAUAGCAGCCAAUCCUACACCAGUUUAUGAAAACAUUGAGUACUACCCACGGAACUAUCAGCCUCCUUAUUACCACCCGUCAGAAGGUAGUUUCCGGAAGGCUCAACCUCAAGUGCCUUCUGGCAAUAGAAAUGUCACUAGAGAUGGAGAAGCUUUGCCUGUUUAUGAAAACUUACAGUCUUUGGGGCAUAAGACCAGUGGUGCAACUCCAGGUCCGCAAGUGCCUUCAAAUCAAGCUCCACCACCAUAUCCUACGCAAACCUACCAACAGGCAUAUCCAUCGAUGCAAAAACUUGGGGCGAAAAACCCGUACUCAAAUUACAAGAGUUUUACCCAGCAACAGUUGGAUGAAAUCAAUAGUAGUGAUUAUGUUUGCAUGACUGGGAACAUUUCUCACACUUUGAGUACCAAUGUACCAUUCCAAACAACAUCUGCCAAGAACUAUAAUAGGGAACCAGCAACUGGAAUAGCGUCCACGCCUCCAGUUGUGCCAAAGAGUCCUGUUGCUAAGGAGCCGGUCGAAGUAAGACCGCCCCCAGUUCCAAGUCCAACACCAAGCGCUUGCAGCACGUCCAGUGCUGGAAAAUUGAAAAUAAGUGGAAAAAAUUUGCUACCAUAUAACGUGACGCCACCAAGACCAAGGGGACCUACUGAGGCUGAGAGAAAAAUUGAAGAGAUGACUAGACAGAUAGAGGAAGAAAUGGAGAAGCAUGAGGAAGAGGGAGAAUAUUUUGGUAUUUGCCACACUUGUGGAGAAAAAGUGACUGGCGCCGGUCAAGCUUGUCAAGCUAUGGGUAAUUUAUACCACACGAACUGCUUCAUUUGUUGUUCAUGUGGACGCGCUUUACGCGGUAAAGCUUUCUAUAACGUCCACGGAAGAGUAUACUGCGAAGAAGAUUACCUGGUAAUGACUAACGCAGACAGCUCUCAAUCCGAAAAUGAAAUAAUUAAUGAUGUUUUGCAGUAUUCAGGAUUUCAACAAACUGCCGAAAAGUGCGCCAUUUGUGGCCACCUAAUCAUGGAAAUGAUUCUCCAAGCGAUGGGCAAAUCGUACCAUCCUGGGUGUUUCCGUUGCUGCAUUUGCAACGAAUGCUUGGACGGUGUGCCGUUCACCGUCGACGUCGAUAACAAAAUUUACUGCGUCAACGACUACCAUAGGAUGUUUGCACCUAAGUGUGCUUCGUGUGGAAAAGGUAUAACACCAGUUGAAGGUACUGAAGAAACCGUCCGCGUCGUCUCCAUGGAUAAAGAUUUCCACGUCGACUGUUAUGUUUGUGAAGAGUGUGGAAUGCAGCUCACUGACGAACCCGAUAAGCGGUGCUAUCCGCUCGAGGGUCGUUUGAUGUGUCGGAGUUGCCACAUUGAAAGAUUGCAACACACUCCAAGACAGAUGCACCCAGUGGCAGCCACAUAUCAGUAUACUGGCUAAACACUAGCUGUAGAGAAGCAUUAAGUUAGGUUUUAAGUCGAGCAAGUGAGAGUUUCUGCAUCUGAAGAAUAAUUUUAAGUAGAAAUUAUCGCCAAGUGUGAGAUGUAGGAAACGGCUAAAUUGGAAAAUGUACUGAGGGUUUGCUCAUCUAUUGUGCUUUUAGUGUGUAGAUUAAGCUUGUUAUUAUCGAUAAAAUCGUCGUUUAACAAGUUAGGAAGACGCUAAAAGCUGUUUUAGAGUUUUAGAAGAUUGUUAUGUAAGUUUAAAUGGUAAAUUUAUGACCUAUCGCUUAUGAAAUGUGAUUGUAUUAGAAGAUAUUUGCAUUUAUUUUUAUUUAUUCAAAUUUACAACGAAUUUGAACUUCCGUUUUUAUAUGGUUUUAAGACUUUUGUGUGUCAAAUUUAUGAACAAACAGGAUUAUAGGGUACAUUAAGCAGUAUUUACGUGCCGGAAAUUCGAGUCCUAGAACAAAAAUGUGUGGUAAUUUAGGCAGGCCUCAUUCACUUUCUUUUUAUUAAGAAGUGGACUUCAAAUGUAAAUCAAUGUUUAGGUGUUAAGUGUGUUUAUCAAGUUGUUCCUACAAUAUUUUUAUAUUUUAUUGUAGUUUUUAUCGCAGUGUUGCUUUAAGACAUCUAAACUGACAGAACGAUUUAAAUUUUUGAUGUAUUUGCUGUGAUAUCUUUUUUUAAUAACAGGACAAGCUUAUUGAUCAUUUUCAUUCCAAUUAAUGUUUUUAUGC
Messenger RNA from Zophobas morio, 2584 nucleotides. It is a transcript of the gene jub, whose product is annotated as LIM domain-containing protein jub. The transcript has 4 exons. Lineage: Eukaryota; Metazoa; Arthropoda; Insecta; Coleoptera; Tenebrionidae. Gene Ontology annotation, cellular component: transcription regulator complex; adherens junction; P-body. The record is from RefSeq and is a predicted model, not a curated record. Gene Ontology annotation, molecular function: transcription corepressor activity. Bases 1 to 1845 code for a protein of 614 amino acids. Gene Ontology annotation, biological process: negative regulation of hippo signaling; positive regulation of miRNA-mediated gene silencing; regulation of DNA-templated transcription.